CACCAGCGGCUUACCUACUCAGUGGGACAUCGGGUUGCCGAGCCGGACGGUCUGCUAUGAGUUGCGUUAGUCGGCAUUUCGAAACACUCGCGUCGAAUAUUGUCUAUCUUCUUGUAGAGUGAUUUUUUUCGAUCGAUAUUUUCUGGGAGCUCCUUCGGUCUUAAGUGAAUUUUAAGUUUAUGACGAUUCUUAUAUUUUGAAACGUGAUUCUUUUAUUCACUGGUAAUGGAGACGUUCACAUAUUCUGGUGCUAUGUCAUCAGAACAAUUAAAUGUCGAAAAAAUUUUCCUAACGACCUAUAUUAUGAGCUUUGAAAAAUUUAAGGAACUCACCAACCAACGUAAAUUACUUAACGAGAUUAUUUUGAGUGGAAAAGCAACAGAAGAGCAAUUAGCGGUACAAAUAAAUCUCGAAACGAUUAUAUUAGAUUCUUGUAAAGAGAAAAUUGAGCAAGCUGUGAAGGAAACUAACACUGGAGAUUUCAACACAGAAAUUAUUACUAUUUUAUCUAAGCGGAUAAAUGAUGUAUAUAUGUUGUUGUUUAAGAAGUUCAAAUAUGACAUAACUUUGGUUUCAAGCUAUCUUGAAUUUUGUUCGAAAAAUAAAAAACCAUUUUCAGAGUAUAAGAUUGUAUUAGAUGAUAUAAUGGAUACAUUUCAUAGCGAUCCAGAGGUGUACAUAACGGGAGCACAUCAUGCUUUGAAUGAAUGUAACGAUAUAGAAUCUGCCAGGCGGUAUAUUGCGAUUGGUAUAAAAUUUCAUGACGAUUUCAAAAAAUUGUAUGUUGAAGAAUUUUGGAUAGAAAUUCAAAAUUUAAACAAAACAGGAGAUAUUUCUAUCCAAACAGCUUUAAAAAAAUAUAACUCUAUCAUUCAGCAGUUCAAAAAUGACAUUCAUAUUCAUAUUGAUUUGGUGGAUACAAUUUUUAAUGAAAAGAUAAAAAUGAGUCAAUUACACUGUAUUAUAAUUAGGGAUAUGAUAGAUAAGCAAAAAGAAAAUGAGUUGAUGUGGCAAAAAUUAAGUAAAAUCCAUUUAAAUGGUUAUGUGUAUAACUACGAUACAGAAAUUAUACAAAAAGUUCAAGACCCGAACCGUAUAGAUUGUAUAAAGAACUGCAUUUGUACAUAUAAUAAAGCCUUAAAAGAAGCUAAGUCCAUUAUGAAUAAAAGAAAAUUAUGGGAACUGUUUUUGGAUGAUGUCAUUGAAAUAUAUAGUUCAAGUGACACGGAUAAUCAAACCAAUAAAGUCUUCAUAAAUAAACUGGCUGAUCAAACAUUUUCUCAAGCAUAUCGCUCUGGCAUCAUGAAAAUGCCUAGACAUUUUAUUUUUUGGGCAGAUCGUAAUCAUUAUGACAAAGACCGUGAAUUAGCAGUAUUGAAAAGAGGCCUGACAGUUUCAAAUAACGAUGUUGACUUGUGGUCAAAAUUGUUUAAAUAUUAUAUUAAUCGUGAUUUUUUAAGAAAUGCAAUGGCUGUUUUAUUUGAGUCUGUUAGUAUAAUAAAAGAAAAAUCAUUGCCUUUAUGGGAAAUCAUGGAAUUUUACGUCUUGAACACUGAAGAAGAUAUGGUUGAAAAAUUUUACAGACAAGCCUCAAUAAUUGUGAAAAUAGAAGAAAUUAAUUUAAGAUUCCGGCCUGAAUAUUUAGAAUGGCGCGUUUUAACAUUCGAUAUAGAAAGUGGACGUCAAAUUUUUAGCAUCUUAAAAUUUUUAGAACCAAAAUGUCACGAUUUGUAUAAAAGAAUGUUACGAUUUGAAACACUGAACAUAAUUGCUAAUGAUGAAAGACAUAUUAAGUACAUGAGAAAAUUGUAUAACGAAGCAUGUAAUAAAUUUGGACACAUGGAUGUUGAGUUAUGGUAUGAUUGCAUACGAUUUGAGUAUAUGUACGGUAUCCCAUCAUUAGUAGAUGUGAUUUUUGCAGCAGGAAUAAACCUUUUAGAAAAACCAAGUUAUAAAACUAAACUAACUGAGAUGAAAACCGAACUUGAUGUACAAUUUAGAUUAAAAAGAGAAGUAAUACACAUUGAAGAUUAACCUAACCUAACUAAAAUUCCUCCAUUUCAGGAAUAAGACCUAAUAGUUCUAUAGUAAUAGAAUUUUCCACAGAUAUACUAAUUAUCUUCACAUCAAAUUAUUAAGUAUCUAUAUUUCUUAUUUUUGUGAUUUCUUUAAUUAAUAAUAAUAAUUUUUUUUUAAAUUAUUUGUCCAAUGUAUAAUAUUAUUUUUGAGAUGGAAAGGUUUUAUUAUAACCUAGAAUUACAUUGGCCACGCAAAUCAAUAUCCCUUUCAAACACAUUUUCAAACAAAAUUUAUUAAAACUAGCUUCCUAACUUCAUAAAUCUUAUUGUAAAAUAAUUUAUCUAGUUUAAUUAUUUUUAAUACGAACACUGGGUACUUUAGCGAAGGAAGGUUAGGUUACCUACUCAUUAUUUUAAUUUUAAUAAAAGAUGGUUUGUUGCGAAUCGGAGGACUUGAUAAGAAUAAUUGUGUAUUGAAUAUUAAAUUGUAGUUCCUUGCUUGAAAUUGUUGUUACCUCCUCCACUACAUAAAUUAUUCAACAACGAAUAUAUACCGUUUCUGAAAAAGUACCUAGUGAGAAUAAUAUUUAUACCUAUUUACAUUUAUUAAAAAAUAAAAUAUAUUAUUUUCCAUAUGUAUACAUAUUAUUAUUAAUGUGUGCUAUUAAAAUGUACAAAAUUAUAGUUAUUUAAAUUAAUUUUUUUCUCGAAUAUCAUAAUUUGUUUGCGAAAUUAUUUAUUAGUUAUACACUUAUAAGCAUCUAUUAUUGUACUUAGUAGUUAGAUAAUAAAUUGUUUUGUAUUAUGCAUUGAACUCCAAUUUUAGAAUUAAAUUAUUAACAUAAUAUAGUAGGUGGGUAUACACUAAAAUGUGUUUUUGUGGAAAAAUAACAAUAUACUAACACAUAAAUUUUAUUUAAACGGUGCAUGGGUGGUAAAAAGGAAUAAAUCAAAAUUAUUAUUUUUCAGGAAACUAAAUAAAAUAUUUCAUUUUUCUAUUUCAUUUUUAAUUUGUAAAUUGUAAUAAUUUUUCAACAAUAUCUUUUAGAAGUGCACCGAUAACUUAUUAUGCUUUUCUGAAAAAGUGUAGGUAUACCAACUUAUUUAAAAAGUCAGUAGAUACUCCAUUUCUCCAUUUUGAUAAUUGUGUAUGCUGGUAUCUAUUUGAGAAGUAGGUACCUGGUAGCAUACCUACAUGAUUGUUUUGGCAUAGUGAUUUAAUUUUUUUUCAUGUUUCUUACUUGUUUUACUUAAAAUUAUUGAUAAAGUGUGUUCUUAAACAAGAAAGGAACAAGAGGGAAUAUCAUUGUUGUAUUACCAUAAUAAAAUGCAAAUACUAGUUUUAAAAAAUACAAUUCUUAAUUAUUGUUUAAUUCAUAGAUGAUGGGUACCUAAAAAACCAUAUUGCCUUCCCCAUAUAUUUAAUUCAAAAUAACUGUUAGUAAGUUAUCCAUUAAAAGAUAUUUUAUGGCUAUUAUUACUUAUUUAAUACUACUAUGUAAUAUCUGUGUACUUAAAUGUUUAACUAAUAAAUAUACUACUAAAAAUCAUUUAAA
Messenger RNA from Aphis gossypii (cotton aphid), 3574 nucleotides. RefSeq names its product U3 small nucleolar RNA-associated protein 6 homolog. Gene Ontology annotation, cellular component: Pwp2p-containing subcomplex of 90S preribosome; small-subunit processome. Lineage: Eukaryota; Metazoa; Arthropoda; Insecta; Hemiptera; Aphididae. Gene Ontology annotation, biological process: maturation of SSU-rRNA from tricistronic rRNA transcript (SSU-rRNA, 5.8S rRNA, LSU-rRNA). The transcript has 10 exons. Bases 226 to 2034 code for a protein of 602 amino acids. The record is from RefSeq and is a predicted model, not a curated record. Gene Ontology annotation, molecular function: snoRNA binding.